AUGAAACCGGCUAUCGAAUCGGCCAAGGAAAGCCACGUAACGUUAUUACUUAGGUUAUACUACUAUGGUUUCUACCAAAGGCUUUUCUCCUUCCACAAAGCUACAAUUUCUCGGGUGCAAAAGGGGAGGCCUCGGCUUCUUUUAAUAGAUAAUCAUAGAUCCUAUACAACUAUCGAAUUCACCCAAUUUUGUACCGCCAAAAAUAUUAUCCCAGCAUAUUUCUUACCCUAUACAACACAUAUAUGUCAACCGCUCGAUAGUGAAGCUUUCCAAUACUUAAAGCAUUACUUUCGUACGAUAAAUAACGAGCGGGUUAAUAAGCUUAAUCUUAAGCUUCUUAAUAACGUUAAGAAGCUAGAGAACCUAUCUCAGGAUUUCAAAAGGCAUAUUCGACGAAGUAUACAAGCAAAUACCUUUUUGUCCCAACAGCUUGAUCUAGUGAAGGAGAGUCUUAAGACCUCUCAAUUCCACAAAUCAGCUGCAAAUCAGCCAAAAAAAUGGGAAAUCGCUUUUUAG
Messenger RNA from Penicillium concentricum, 516 nucleotides. RefSeq lists its product as uncharacterized. The transcript is spliced from 4 exons. Lineage: Eukaryota; Fungi; Ascomycota; Eurotiomycetes; Eurotiales; Aspergillaceae. The coding region runs from base 1 to 516 and encodes 171 amino acids. Gene Ontology annotation, molecular function: nucleic acid binding. The record is from RefSeq and is a predicted model, not a curated record.